AUGGAUGCUCAAUUUGAAAUUUCAGCCGAUAUUAUUGAAAUUAUUGAAUAUGUCAACAAAAUAAUGAAGACUACAGGCAAAGAAAUAAGUAGUACAAUUGGUGUCAUUGAUAUUCUUAUAGAAAAAGGAUACUUACAUCCAAAUAACAUUUAUCAAAUUUUAUCAAUGAUGGUUUCCAUAGAUUAUAGAAAUUUAGAAGUAGUUUCACAGAUAUUUUCUAGAAUUAUGGAUAAAUAUAGUUUUAAUUUUUCGAAGAAUGAUUUAUCACCAACAUUAUAUGCCGCAUUAGUUUCCUUGAAUAAGAUAGAAGCUCCAGAAUUGCCUCAACUCAAAUUUGAUCAACUUUUAAAUUUAUUUAAAAAAGAUUCUUUAAAUUAUAUUAUAAUGAAUGAUGAAAUCAAUCGCCUUCAAGAAUAUUGCACUGCAUUUAAUGAAUCCGACUAUAAUAUGAAAAUAGCUGACGAAGAAACUUUAAUUGAUUGGGCCGCACGCUAUGGAAGCGUGAACUGCUUUAAUUAUCUGAAAUCAAAAGGUGCAAAAAUUACUGAAAUAACAUUUUCUCUUGCAUUUUUAUCAGGAAACAUGGAAAUUAUUAAAAUUAUCGGGAAAAUAUUAAAAGCAACAAAAUUAUGCGUUAAAAAUGCAUGUAUAUUACAUCAAAAUCAUACAAUAGAUUAA
Messenger RNA from Trichomonas vaginalis G3, 678 nucleotides. RefSeq names its product spectrin binding. Lineage: Eukaryota; Parabasalia; Trichomonadida; Trichomonadidae. The record is from RefSeq and is a predicted model, not a curated record. The transcript has a single exon. The coding region runs from base 1 to 678 and encodes 225 amino acids.